GUGACAAAUGAUCCACCCACCAGCCAUAAUCUCCUUCCUUCUGGACUCCCUCUUCAUUAUUCCAUCUUCUCACCCAGGACCAGGGUUGAACCUCCAGGCUCCAGUCACUGGAUGAUGAUGCAGAGUACCUGCUCUCACCUCUGAUCUGCGCAUUUCUUUGUAACCAACGUCCCUGAUCGAUUCUACCCCUCCACCUUCAUCAUCAUCCUCGCAGAUCUCUCAUCAUCCUUGAGGUGUUUGAGAUCUGCUGUUUCGUUAUCCAUGGAUUCAAGAAAUUUCUGUGCCGUUUCCAUGGAUUCUCGAAAUCCCUGUAAGAUAACGUUCAAGAAGCUCAGGAGGGAAGAAGAACAAAAUACGCCUCCCCAAGACGCCAUCGACGUCCCUCCAUCUUCUUCUUCCACUUCGUCGGAUUCGGAUUCGGGUUCGGACGAUGAAACCCUUCGAACCCAUCUCCAAUCGAACGAGCUGGUGCUGUAUGACCCUGCAACUGCAGCAGCCAAUGCCAAUGCCGCAGACACAGUGCAUGACAAUGCCAAAACCCUCAUUUCGUCUACGUUUGAUCACCCGAACAACCCAAUGUCGUUUCCAUGGACAUAUCCGUUUAAUCACCCACCUAGGGUUUUGCCGUCGGUUGGGGCUUUCACCGUGCAGUGUGCCAAUUGCUUCAAAUGGAGGCUCAUUCCGUCGAAGGAGAAGUAUGAGGAAAUUCGUGAGCAUAUUCUGGAAGAGCCCUUUUACUGCGAAACUGCGCGCGAAUGGCGGGAUUUGGUGUCUUGUGAUGACCCGGAAGACAUUACUCAGGAUGGGAGCAGGCUCUGGGCCAUUGAUAAGCCCAACAUUGCUCAGCCCCCGCGUGGAUGGCAGCGAUUGCUCAGGAUCAGAGGUGAAGGAGGCACCCGAUUCGCAGACGUGUACUAUGAAUCGCCAACAGGCAAGAAGCUUCGUUCGUCGGUGGAGAUCCAGAAGUAUUUGCUUCAACAUCCCGAGUAUAUGGAUGCAGGAGUGAACAUGUCACAGUUCUCAUUUGUAACUCCGAAGCCUUUGCAGGAAAAUUAUGUGAGAAAACGUUCUGACAAUUACUCGAAGAAGCAUACUGCUCAUUUGACAGACUCUGCUGAUACACCUAGACUUCUUGCACCUGGUGAAGAAAUAAAUCCAGUAGCAUGUGUUGGUCCAGUUGACGGUCCAGAAUUGCAACCUCGUCGGCUAGCACUCCCUCCUCCAGAAGCAAGGGAACCUCUGUUUGAUCCCUCUGUUCGACCGACAAAGAAGCGAGCAACAAGAACUCCAUCAUCAAAGACUUACAAGGCAGAUCCGAACAUUAGCAUGGAGUCAAGUCCAGAAAGACCUGAUCAAUCUUGAAACAGUACUCAUCUACAGAGUUGUGACCAAAUUGUCAUUAUUGGUGAAUGAAUGUUCAUUUUGUGUUUUCGGCCCUGGUACGCCUGUUAGUACACAGUUGUAUACAGUAUAUCCGGAGAAGAAAAGGGAAGGUUUUGAACUCGUAUGAGGAAGAAAAAGGAAUGAGAACAUUUUGGUGUGUAGGAGUUUUGUAGGGUUGAUUUCCUUUGAUAUGUACAAAAAAAAAGGACAUCAUAGAAAGGAAAUCCACUUUGUAUUAAGCCAUGUCAGAUCCAAAGAACAAUUUUACAUGUAUAUGGAUAUGGCAGUAUUUAUUGAUGCACUCCAAAAGUGGCUUGUGAGUUUUCAA
Molecule: messenger RNA, 1711 nt
Organism: Pyrus x bretschneideri (Chinese white pear)
Lineage: Eukaryota; Viridiplantae; Streptophyta; Magnoliopsida; Rosales; Rosaceae
Product: methyl-CpG-binding domain-containing protein 2
Exons: 5
Coding region: 262-1362 (366 amino acids)
Molecular function (GO): DNA binding; zinc ion binding
Source: RefSeq, a predicted model, not a curated record